GUCAAAAUCUCCCACAGUUGUUCUGUGUCUUGAUGCAAGUCUGUUUGAGACUUUGAGACACACCAAGUUCCCCUUUUAACAUCUGACUGCCUAAUACCCACCCGGAGAUGUGCCAUGGCCAGAUACCUGGUGGGGGGUUACCUGUCUGCAGAAGUGGUGGUGAACAUGUUCAGCAAGGCGGUCAUGGAAACGGUGAACUGGCCGGCAAUCAGCAGCACUUUGGACUGUCUUGUCAGACCUGUUCUAGGAGGACCAGAUCUGAAACUGGAGAUCUGGUGUGUGUCUGCUCUUAGCAGCUGCCUUUCUGUUUGUGGACAUAUUUUUAUCACUACAAGUGUUGUGACUAACAGAAAUCUUUUGUUGUUUUGUGUUCUUUUGUUGUGUUUUAGGCCUGGAAGUGAAGAAGCAGCUGAACGCUGCCAUCAGCCCCUGUUCAUUUCUGUGUUGCCCAUCCUGAGGGAGGGGGACGUGGUCCUGACAGCUCAGCCUGAGCUCACCUCUCCCUGGGUGAAUGCCUGGCGUCUUUCCCUUUACCCCUGCGAGACUCAGCGUCUGGUUCAGCUCGACUCAACUGAUGACGGCUGCCGCAGACAAACAGUUAAAGUCCUGAUGGCCGUGUGUCGACUGAACCCUGCACUGCGAGCGCUGGAGGCCGCCCCGCUGACCAACCUUGUCCUGCACCUCAGUGACAGUGAGUGCGACUGGUCCCAGAACAGCCUCCAUGCGCGGUUCCAGCAGUGCAUUGCAGAGCUGAUUGGCUACCUCGAGCAAGGCGUGUUGCAAAGUUACUUCAAACCAGCCGUCAACCUGUUGAGCAACUUGUCAGAAGACCAGGUGGACCAGAUUGGAUUCAUUCAUAUUGCUCAUAUAACCUUUUGUUCACUUCUCCCAUGGAAUGAAAAAAAAAGCAAAACGUUACGGUGAUUAAAAGGUCGACAUCGUCCACUGAUGUCAGCAGCUAAACUCCAGACCUGAUUGUUAAACUAGUCAGAAGAGACGUGCCAAGAAACAGAUUGAUGCAAAAGUUCAACACAGUGUUGUAUACGAUGUGCAUUUAAUUUUUAUGAAAAUCUUCCAUAAAUAAAACUACAUACAUUUAAAUAAAUUAUUUAUCAUAAAGAGAGUGCAAUUUUUAUUCAAG
Oryzias latipes (Japanese medaka) is the source of this 1141-nucleotide messenger RNA. The record is from RefSeq and is a predicted model, not a curated record. Lineage: Eukaryota; Metazoa; Chordata; Actinopteri; Beloniformes; Adrianichthyidae.